Molecule: messenger RNA, 3164 nt
Organism: Pieris napi
Lineage: Eukaryota; Metazoa; Arthropoda; Insecta; Lepidoptera; Pieridae
Product: toll-like receptor 6
Exons: 3
Coding region: 335-2062 (575 amino acids)
Molecular function (GO): protein binding
Source: RefSeq, a predicted model, not a curated record
AUCGUCAGUCUACGCUUUGGAUGCGAGCGGAGCGCACGUCCUUCUUCCCAUCAACUCUGCGAUCGUAAUUAAUAUUGCCGAAAAUUUUGCUUGUGUACUGUGACUUGACUGGAUUUUGGGGUAUAGUGCUUCUGUGGAUGCUGUAAUUAAGUGACUGAUUAUUGAAUAUAAUUUAUAGCUACAUAUAUGGACUUUUACAAAGAAUUGGCGGGUUAUACGGUUAAAUAAGAUUGUAAGCAGUCUCCAAGUCCAGCUCAUGACUUUAACUGACUCACCUUUAUAACAUCAAGCUACUGCCUAACUUAGGUACUCAGAAGAGUUUAUAUGAAAUGUUAUGGGCUCACGCGGCGUAGCACACUGGAGCUGGGUGGUAGUGGUAGCGUGGGCGUGGAGCGCUGCAGCGCGCACAUUAUGUCCGCCACGAUGCGAAUGCGACGACGCGCUCAGAGCUGCAUCGUGCGCCAAUGCAGGCCUCGAAAUAGUGCCUAUACAACUCAACCCAGAAGCAACACAAAUAAACCUAACCCACAACUCUAUCGACAAUCUUCUAUACACUUUCGGCUUUUAUACCCAACUAACCAUCCUCGACAUUUCGUACAACAAAGUACAAGACUUAGGAAGUAGGAAUUUUGAUAACAACAUCGAAAUGACCCAUCUAAACGUGAGUCACAAUGCUCUCAGAAAGUUAGACAAAGACACAUUCAUUGGUCUUAAGAGACUCGUCGAUCUGAAUUUAUCUAAUAACGAAAUAUCUACUAUAGAUGCACUAACUUUCAAAGAUCUAACAGUAUUAGAGAGACUCGAUAUGUCUAAUAAUAAAUUAGUGACUUUUGAAUCAGAUACGUUUGAACCGCUAUCUUCACUUCGGAUUUUAUAUUUAAAAAAUAACUCUAUACUGGAAAUACCAUCCGUCAAUUUAUUGACAAUUAUAAGUCUAGAGUUUUUAGAUCUCUCAGAAAAUUUGAUACAAAUUAUACCAAAGCAUGGGGUGCCGUACUUGAAGGAAUUAAAACAUUUAGAUCUGAACAAUAAUAUAAUAGAAGAAAUCGAUCACUUGGGCCUUCACAACUUACCUUCUUUGCGACACUUAGACCUUAGCGAUAACAACAUGACUACAAUUCCAACAUCAGCUUUGUCAAAGUUGUCGAAUUUGUCUCACUUGUAUUUGAGCGGAAAUUUCUUCCAUAAUGUAUCAGCGUUGUCUUUUCAAAGCCUCUUUCAUUUGAAACAUUUACACUUAAGUAGGAUAUACAAUUUAGAAAAAAUUGAUUUCAGAGCAUUUGUUGAUAAUAUAAAUCUACAAAAGAUAUGGAUGAAUGAAAACUUAAGAGUAAAGGAAGUGCCUCCGAGAUUAUUCCAUGGGAAUCCUAAGCUGACACACGUUUAUAUGAGAAACAAUGCUUUAGAAACCCUCGAAGCUUCACACUUUCCAAUUGAUACUUUACAAGAACUUGAAAUAUCGGGAAAUCCAUUUGUAUGUAACUGUUCAUUAGUAUGGUUAUGGAAUCUUAUAAGAGAAUGUGAACUUCGGAGCCGAAAAAGUGAAAAUACUAGUACGAUACUUAAAAUUGAUUAUGAAGAUGUAAAAUGUGCUGCACCAGAGCAUUUGAAGGGAAUUAGUUUUAUUCAAAUUCCCGAGUCAGAGUUUGGCUGCUCUAGUGGGUGGGUUAUAGUCGCUAUAGUGGUGAUGACUGUAAGCAUCAUUACUAGCAUUGUUGGUGGAGUAUUGUACUUUAUUGGACCUCUAAAGAAAUGUAAAGGAGACAAAUCAAAGCAAGUUAUGACUAGCGUUAUGCUUAACGGUGAUGUUUCAAAAUUGGGCAACGGAUUAGUUUACACAACCCGUGGUAGAGAAACUGAUAGUAAAAGGGAGGUCGAUAAAUACUUAAUGAUCGGUUCGUCUGUUACUAACAACUUCCAUUCAUUAAAUCCGCCCUGGCAGGCCAUGGAUAAGAACCCUUAUUACCAGGAAGAUAGUGAUGAGCACAUUUAUCAACAGUUUGCUUAUGAAACUAUUCCCCCACACAGGACCCCAGAGAAACCACACAUAGUGUAUGUGUAACAUAAGGUUAUAGUGAUGAACUUUGUCAAAAGCGCAAACAAUUUUAUAAGACGUUUAAUAAGAGACAAUUGAUAUGUGAACGAGUAACCUGCAAUAAUGUAAAUAAUGUUAUGAAGAUGUGAUAGCUUUGUAUAUAAAGAUGUAUAUAGAUUAAUUUUUAAAUAUUUUCGAAUUUGUACUUAACUUGUUUAGAUAUAAUGUGAAUAUUUUCCUUGAUAUUUUAAUGUACAGUUGAGAUAUUAUUAGCUGUUAAUAUGUUUUAGAUUCGUACAGAUUUUCCUUUCCUUACCUCAAGUAUGUAUUUUACAAUUGUGUAUACUGUAAUUAUAUUGUUUCGGUAUAAUUUACAUUUUGGUUAUUUAUGUAGUUCCUCAGACAUUAUGGGUAGUUCCAUUAAUAUACCUAGGUAUUAAAAUACUUAAAACUUGUAAUUAUAUCGUAGUUAUUAUAUUUUCUGGAAUAAAACACCAAUAUUUAAUGAAAACUUUGUACAAAAAUGAGCAAUAUAGAAUACUUCCUUCAUAUUAUAAUAAAAUACGUUAACUUUUAUUAUUGAGAGUAUUGUUAAAGUAUACUAAUGUAUUUAGGAAAAAAAUAUUCGCUUGAACAGCACAUGGAAAUUUUGGAUGAAAAGCGAGUUUCAUAAGCGCGAGAUAUAUUUUUAUGCCUCCAUAGUUAGUACAAAUCGCAUUAAAUCACGUAAAUAGAGAGCUUUGAAAUAAUUAGGAUCAUUUCCUAAUAUUGUACCAUUUUAAUUGCAUGUUGUGUUUGCCUUUUAUAAGAAUUAUGACAAUCAAAGUACUUUAAAACGAUGCUUUUUUCCAACUCAAUGAACAUUGAACUCUUCUGAAUAUGUUACCUGUAAUACCAUCGCUAAUAGCACAGCACCGAUGGUCAGUCAUACUUUUCAACGCUAUGAACUUCUCUUUUGCGACUGAAUGUAAUAUUCGUAGUUUAAAUCGCCAUUUAUUUCGCGUUAAAUAUUCUAACUUGAAUAACUAACUCGCAUAACUAACAAGUUGAAUAAUUAACCGUCAGCUUGCUAACUGCGAUGUUACUUUUAGUUUUUGCUUUCCAUUACCGCCCGUUGCGUUCAUAAAAC